UUUGUCUCUGGCGAUUUCGUCGCCUUCGUGCCGUGUGCAGACAAAGACUCAAAGCGCUUGACAAAUUUUCAGCGCGGUCAGUCGAAAAUCGUUGUUAAUCGAAGCUAAACUAAAAUUAAGGAUAUUUCUUCUGCGACUCUUAUUAUUACGAACGAAAAAUAAUAAACUUGAUAAGUAUAUAGUAAUUGUACUCGAGUAGAUCAUUUCGAUAGCGAAACACCGAAACACAUACAUAAUGCCUUCCUUCCAACCGAUCGAGGCCCCCAAGUGUCCGCGCUGCGGCAAGAGUGUCUAUGCCGCGGAGGAGCGCCUGGCCGGCGGCUAUGUAUUCCACAAGAACUGCUUCAAGUGCGGCAUGUGCAACAAAUCGCUGGACUCCACCAACUGCACAGAGCACGAGCGCGAGCUGUACUGCAAGACGUGCCACGGCCGCAAGUACGGACCCAAGGGCUACGGCUUCGGCACCGGUGCCGGCACCCUCUCCAUGGACAAUGGGUCACAGUUCCUGCGCGAGAACGGCGACGUGGCGUCGGUGAGGAACGGAGCCCGCCUAGAGCCCCGGGCCAUUGCCCGUGCCCCGGAGGGCGAGGGUUGUCCCCGGUGCGGCGGUUACGUGUACGCCGCCGAACAGAUGCUGGCCCGCGGACGCAGCUGGCACAAGGAGUGCUUCAAGUGCGGCACCUGCAAAAAGGGUCUGGACUCGAUCCUGUGCUGCGAGGCGCCGGACAAGAACAUCUACUGCAAGGGUUGCUAUGCCAAGAAGUUCGGCCCCAAGGGCUACGGCUAUGGCCAGGGCGGCGGCGCCCUGCAGUCCGAUUGCUACGCCCACGACGACGGAGCACCCCAGAUCCGGGCGGCCAUCGAUGUGGACAAGAUCCAGGCCCGUCCGGGCGAGGGCUGCCCACGCUGCGGCGGCGUUGUCUACGAGGCCGAGAAGAAGCUCUCCAAGGGCCGGGAGUGGCACAAGAAGUGCUUCAACUGCAAGGAUUGCCACAAGACGCUGGACUCGAUCAACGCCAGCGACGGUCCGGAUCGGGACGUCUACUGCCGCACCUGCUACGGCAAGAAGUGGGGACCCCAUGGCUAUGGCUUCGCCUGUGGCUCUGGCUUCCUGCAGACCGAUGGCCUGACCGAGGAUCAGAUCAGCGCCAACAGGCCGUUCUACAACCCGGACACCACGUCGAUCAAGGCGCGCGAUGGCGAGGGCUGUCCCCGGUGCGGAGGAGCCGUGUUUGCCGCCGAGCAGCAGCUGUCCAAGGGCAAGGUGUGGCACAAGAAGUGCUACAACUGCACCGACUGCCAUCGGCCAUUGGACUCGGUGCUGGCCUGCGACGGACCCGACGGCGACAUCCACUGCCGCGCCUGCUACGGCAAACUGUUCGGACCCAAGGGCUUCGGCUACGGCCAUGCCCCCACCCUGGUGUCCACCAGUGGCGAGAGCACCAUCCAGUUCCCCGACGGCCGUCCGUUGGCCGGACCAAAGACCUCCGGCGGAUGCCCGCGCUGCGGCUUCGCCGUGUUCGCCGCCGAGCAGAUGAUCAGCAAGACCAGGAUCUGGCACAAGCGGUGCUUCUACUGCUCGGACUGCCGCAAAUCGCUGGACUCGACGAAUCUGAACGACGGCCCCGACGGCGACAUCUACUGCCGGGCCUGCUACGGCCGCAACUUUGGACCCAAGGGUGUGGGCUACGGUCUGGGCGCGGGCGCUUUGACAACGUUCUAGGGACGAGUUUAUAUGCCUAUAUACCUAAAUACCUAAUCGAAACCCACAUCCAUGUCUGUGAACCGUUCCGAACCGUUCUGUCUAACGAACCACAUAUCUGUUUUAACUAACCAUCCCUGAGUCUAGCUAACUUAGUCUUCGUUUUGCUUCCAACGAUUUUUGAUCAACGAUGCAGUAAAUGCAAGUCAUAUUUCUUUAGGUUAUGUGAGAAUAAGUUUAAUAUGAAAACAAGAAAAAAAGAAUAAAUGAACAAAAAAAUUGAAAACAUAAAACUGAAACUUAAACUUAAACUGAAACUUAAACUGAAACUUACGACUCAACUCGAAACUAACCAUCGAAGUCAGACUAACGAACUAAACGACAUUAGCCACAGUGAGAAAGGUCAAAGGUCAGCGCACGAACGAAGGAAGCAACUACCGCGAGCCAAAGUCGUUUUACUUUUUGUAUCUUACCUAUUUUCGAUGACCAGCCAAGUAUGUCUUUUGCUCCAAACCGAAAUACCCAAAAAGCAUACUUGGAGCAAACUGAUAAUUUUUAUACACUUUUACGACAAAUAUAAAAGAUGAAUGAUAUGAUAUGAUAUGAUAUGAUGUUGUAUAUUUAGCUGAUCUAGUUCUUACGAUACAAUUAUGAAAUCUAUUAUUUAUAAUGAUAUUUGAAUGAUUUCUUACCCAUCUAAUCUCUUGCAUUCAGAUGCGAAUGCGAGCCAUGGCAGAUAUUAAAUAUUUAUAUAUAUCAGCAUACAUAUUCUACAUGCACACACAUAACAUCCAAUAAUAUAUGCCCCAGUGGGUUCCAUGAAAACAAAA
Messenger RNA from Drosophila gunungcola (fruit fly), 2532 nucleotides. It is a transcript of the gene Mlp84B, whose product is annotated as muscle LIM protein Mlp84B. Lineage: Eukaryota; Metazoa; Arthropoda; Insecta; Diptera; Drosophilidae. Bases 236 to 1723 code for a protein of 495 amino acids. Gene Ontology annotation, molecular function: structural constituent of muscle; actinin binding. Gene Ontology annotation, cellular component: Z disc; cytoplasm; nucleus. Gene Ontology annotation, biological process: muscle tissue development; sarcomere organization. The transcript is spliced from 2 exons. The record is from RefSeq and is a predicted model, not a curated record.